UCAUAAACCGCUCUCCUGAUCAGCGAGAAAAAAAGCAACAAUUCCAGCAAACCUAUUCCAUCCUGCAACCAGGAAUUGAACUCUCUUCAUGAAGCGCCCCCGUGCGAAUACCACAUGUGACAACACAACCCAGAGUCAUAUUUUCCGAAUCUCCGGGGGGCUGGCGGCGAAACUGGCGUGUGUCGUUCGCGGGGAACUUUGUGACUGUGUCAGGCACUGAAAUCCGGGCAGAUUUUCGACCAACGAGGCCUAUUAAAUAUGCGCUGCCAUUGUGAAAUUUACAUCGAUGGGAAAAUCUCGAACAAAAAGUGACCACCGGUCGGGGAUAGCGAGUAAAGUGAAUCAGCAGGACGGGAGAGGUAAAAACUAGUGGUAAACUAUUUUAACCUGGAUAACUGUGCAGCUGGGAGAAAAAAAGUGUGUUUUUUGUGUUUUGUUCGGGCAGCUGUGCUCAAUCGGGGUGAUGCUAAAACUCAAAAUUUGGAACGGAUUUGCGCAAUAAUUGAACCAUGACCGGAUCCCAACCGAUUCUAUUGGGUUCAUUUUGGAAUGCUUUCUCUGUGUGCAAUAACCGGUGCAGAACAUCGGCCAAAACAGCUCUUCGUGGAUGGCCGGCAAGCAAGGAAUUGAAGAGUGAACCAACCAAGCAGCGGAAGUGAUUUGCGAAAAAAAUAUAUAGGCUGUGGAGUGAACAAAGAGGGAGUUUUUCCGGGAGAGAAAUACAUUCAGUGGCGACCGCUAACGAGAAAACAGGAUUUGUACUUAAAUAUAAUACGUGAGAAGUGAACGGAUCGAACCGCCUCGAAAACAACAAUUUCCAUUAAGACACAGGGGAGCUGUGAGGUGAUGGCCGAUCCUCAUGUCGGGGACCGGUAAUGUUCCCCAACCGCUUCCAACCAGUGUACAAUGCGGGCCCACAAUGGGCCAACAAUUAUUAACGACCACCAGACUGACCACCACUGGCGGACCAACCAACGGAAGCAGUCAGCGUCAAGGCACGAGGCAACGCGAUUAGAACGGGGUGGAUUCAUCCAGUGCUGUCACUUUUGGUUGGUGAUUGUGAUUGUGAUUGGAUUAGCGGUGGUGGCGCCGGUCGGUGCUGGACCUCGGUACAGUUCGCGGAUAGUGGAAACCAAGUCGGGGGCGAUUCGGGGUGUGAUUUUGGAGCUGCACUCGAAGUAUCUGGAACCGGUGGAGGUCUUUAAGGCAGUACCAUACGCUGCUCCUCCAGUUGGGAAUCUUCGAUUUGAGGCCCCGAAAAAGCUUCCUCCGUGGAAGGGAACCAAGUUAGCCGACACAUUUGGACCAGUUUGUCCUCAGAGCUUCCCGGACAUUAGCAACCGAACGGUAGCCCUGCUCUCGAUGCCAAAGGGACGCUACCAGCACCUGAAACGACUGCAGCCGCUGCUUGCCAACCAGAGUGAGGACUGUCUCACGCUCAACAUCUACGUCCCCGGAAGUGGAAGCCGCGGCCUCGAAGCGCCGUACUCCAUCUUCUUCUACAUCCACGGUGAAGCGUACGACUGGGGCUCCGGCAAUCCGUACGACGGCUCCGUGCUGGCCAGCUACGGCCACGUGAUCGUCGUGACAGUCAAUUUUCGUUUAGGAAUUCUCGGUUUUCUCAAAACUCGUGCCUCUGCCUCACCGGGUGGUUCUGGUGGCAACCUAGGUUUAAUGGACAUCACCCUCGCGCUGCAAUGGGUGCGAGACAACAUCGGUGCAUUCGGUGGUGAUCCCAAGCGAAUCACCGUGGUUGGUCACGAUACGGGUGCAGCGCUGGCCAACAUGGUUCUGAUCUCGAAAGCGGGAAAAGGCCUCAUCAAUCGGGCGAUUCUACUCAGUGGUUCCGCCCUGAGUCCAUGGGCUCUGGUUCCCGACCCGGAUGCCAUCCGAAUGGAAGUAUCCCAGCAGAUGGCCUGCCACCUGUUGGUGGAUCCACCGCCAGGAAAACCUGCCCGGAAACCUUCAACCGACGACAUCACCGAGUGUCUGCGGGACAAACCACUCGAGGCCCUGAUGGGUGUAAGACUGACUGCCGUACGGUUCAUGCCGUCCUGGGGACCAUUUCUACCGCUGGAGGACUCGCUGGAUCCAGAGUUUGCCAUGGAACACUCCGGCGAGGGCUUCAUCACCAGCGAACUGAUGCUCGGCAUGACCACAACCGAGAGCUACAACGAUUUCAGCGCUUCCGAUAUACAGUAUGGCCUCGAGGAAGAGCAACGGAAUCGACUCCUGCGGACCUACAUCCGGAAUGCGUUCACCUUCCAUCUGAACGAAAUCUUCUCGGCCGUGCGGAACGAGUACACCGACUGGGACAAACCGAUCCAGCACCCAAUCAACAUCAGCCCCCAUUUGGAACUUCUGCGCUUAGAAGAUGAAACAAAAACCUCCGAACCGGGCGGACAAUCGGGAGCCGGCAUUCAGUCUAUUACGGAUUCACCGAGCCGUGACUGCAUCCGUUCGAUGUUGGAGAGGUUUUAG
Messenger RNA from Aedes albopictus (Asian tiger mosquito), 2481 nucleotides. RefSeq names its product neuroligin-1-like. Lineage: Eukaryota; Metazoa; Arthropoda; Insecta; Diptera; Culicidae. Gene Ontology annotation, cellular component: postsynaptic membrane; cell surface; plasma membrane. Gene Ontology annotation, biological process: presynaptic membrane assembly; postsynaptic membrane assembly; modulation of chemical synaptic transmission. The transcript is spliced from 9 exons. Gene Ontology annotation, molecular function: signaling receptor activity; neurexin family protein binding. The record is from RefSeq and is a predicted model, not a curated record. Bases 907 to 2481 code for a protein of 524 amino acids.